AUGUUUAACACCGAGGUUGGGCCUUCGCCCUCGUGGCCCCGAAUUGAUCCAUUGGUGCCUAAGCAACAAAGUCAACUCCAAGACAAAACAGAAUCAGCCGCUUCCCAGAGCGACGAGUGCCCCCAUGUCCUAUCGGCUCUAAAGAGACAAAAAGGUAUUGUCGGGGUUUUGUCUCCCCAACAACAGAACUCAGAUUCUCUCAUUUGGUUACCGACUAGACCAUCGGAGCUUCGUUCCGGGAGUCUUCCCCGGACGACGUCUAACGGUCUUUCCUUAUGUGUUGUGAUUCUCAGGCUUAGCCCCACCAAGACACCUAUAGAGACAGAGUUAAGUUCGUACAACAUAUCACAACAAAUGGGAAUAAAAGCCUACACGUAUAAAUGGAGGACGAAAGUGGUAAUUUGCUUUAUUGCUGCACGACGUCGUGUCAGAAUCGGCAAUAUCUUAUGUCGAUUGCCACGUGGAUAUGGUGUGAAUACACUAAGCAAAAGCCGGCCUCAUACACCUGCUAUCUCUGGUGGCUUGAAAAACAAGCAAGAAUUAGGGCAUAAAAUGGGAACGAUUUGGAGCGGAGGACACAAAUCCAGAGAAGAAAUCGAAAUGGCUCUUUCCAAAGUUAAAGAAGUCGUCUCCUCGAAUCCCGUCGUCGUCUUCAGCAAAACAUACUGUGGAUACUGCAAGAGGGUGAAACAGCUGUUCAAAGAGCUUAAUGUAUCUUACAAGCUUCUGGAAUUGGAUGAAGAAAGUGAUGGCAGUGAAAUUCAAUCAGCUCUAGCAGAGUGGACCAAACAGACAACUGUACCAAAUGUGUUCAUCGGUGGGCAGCACAUCGGUGGUUCAGAUGCUGUUAUGGAGAAGCAUAGAGCUGGGAAACUGGUGCCUAUGCUGACAGAAGCAGGUGCCAUUGCUAACAACUCUGCUCAGCUCUCCAGCAUAUGAUAUGAUAUAUGAAUCUUGAAGGUUGAUAUCGAUAAUUAAAUAAAUGAUAGGAUGACAAAUAUGUGUCUAUUGCAAUUGUGGAUGUGUGUUUUGUUUAAUAUGAUGUAUGGAUAUAACUACUUAUUACUUAUGUAAGGAUCACAUAAUAACAUUUUAAGUUAACAACAUAUAUUUGCAGAUAGGUGUAUCUUUGAUGUGUGUUUUAGAAUUGAAUAAAUAGAACCUAAUACUCAUUUGUUGUAGGAGUGUUUGAAUGCGUUUUGG
Messenger RNA from Lactuca saligna, 1203 nucleotides. Lineage: Eukaryota; Viridiplantae; Streptophyta; Magnoliopsida; Asterales; Asteraceae. The record is from the annotation of a GenBank genome assembly.